AUUUAGCGCGAAGUUAAUAUCAGUGUGUUGUGUUAAAAUCAAGUACCGGUAAUCGUUUAUUGCUUUCUUAAAAUUAACCUAAAGUGACUCUCGUUUUCGUGUCGGGAUGUUUGACUGACAGAACCUUUGUCACAGCCUGACUGUUGUGGACGGAGCUUUUUCAAAAAAGCGACAUUUAUAACGUUGCAGUUAUUGGUUUUAACCCUCAUUAGCAGGUUCAUGACACUUCUCUAGACGAUGAGAAGGAGCCUGGCCCCCAGCCAGGUGGCCAAGAGGAAGCAGGGAGACGAGUGGACCGCUGAACCCGAGAAGAGGAGAAAACGUGAUGAGACCAAGGAAAGCCACACUUCUCCCUUCAGGAAGCCUCUGACGCAGCUGAACAUCCGGCCUGCGUGUGUGGAUGCUGACAAACAUGAGGCGUUUAUCCGGAGUAUUCUCUCCAGGCCUUUCAAAGUCCCUCUUCCAAACUACUCAGGACCUCUGGGAAUCAGGGCGCUGGGCCUGAAACGAGCCGGAGUGAGGAAGGCGCUUCACGAUCCCUUCGCAGAAGACGCUCUGGUGCUCUACGAGCCUCCAGCUCUGAGCGCUCACGAGCUGAUCAAAGCUGACAAGGACAAGGUUCCAGUCCAUGUUGUCGUGGAUCCAGUUUUAGGAAAGGUGCUCAGACCUCAUCAAAGAGAGGGGGUGAAGUUCCUGUGGGAGUGUGUGACGGGCAGACGCAUCGCCGAGUCCCACGGCUGCAUCAUGGCGGACGAGAUGGGCCUGGGGAAGACCCUGCAGUGCAUCGCCCUCAUGUGGACCCUGCUGCGCCAAAGCCCCGACGCCACGCCGGAGAUCGACAAGGCCAUCGUGGUCUCGCCCUCCAGUCUGGUUCGCAACUGGUACAACGAGGUGGGGAAGUGGCUGGGAGGACGAGUCACGCCGGUGGCCAUCGACGGAGGCUCCAAGGUUGAGAUUGAUAAGCAGCUGGUGAACUUCAUCUCCCAGCGUGGUUUGAGGGCCCCCACCCCGAUCCUGAUCAUUUCCUACGAGACGUUCCGACUGCACGCCGAUGUUCUGCACAAAGGCAAAGUGGGACUCGUCAUCUGUGACGAGGGCCACCGGCUGAAGAACUCCGACAACCAGACGUACCAGGCCCUGAAUGCUAUGAAGGCCCAGAGGAGGGUGCUCAUAUCAGGCACGCCCAUCCAGAACGACCUGCUGGAAUACUUCAGCCUGGUCCACUUUGUUAACACAGGAAUCCUGGGCACAGCCCAGGAAUUUAAAAAGAGGUUUGAGGUUCCCAUCCUCAAAGGCAGGGAUGCAGAUGCCAGUGAUAAAGACAGACAAACCGGAGAAGAGAAACUCAAGGAGCUGAUCAGCAUCGUCAACAGGUGUUUGAUCAGGAGGACGUCUGACAUCCUGUCCAAGUAUCUUCCUGUGAAAAUUGAGCAAGUGGUGUGCUGCAGGCUGACUCCUCUGCAGACAGAACUCUACAAGCGCUUUCUAAGGCAGGCCAAACCCAUGGAGAGCCUGCAGGAAGGGGCCAGAAUAAGUGUGUCCUCCCUGUCCUCCAUCACAUCCCUGAAGAAACUGUGCAACCACCCGGCUCUCAUCUAUGACAAGUGUGUGGAGGGGGAGGAGGGCUUUGAGGGGGCGCUGGAUCUGUUUCCCCCUGGUUACUGCACCAAAGCUGUGGAGCCUCAGCUGUCUGGGAAGAUGCUGGUCCUGGACUACAUUCUGGCCAUGACGAAGACCACGACCAGCGACAAAGUGGUGCUGGUCUCCAACUACACCCAAACACUGGACCUCUUUGAGAAGCUCUGCAGAUCUAGAAGAUACCUGUACGUUCGACUGGACGGAACAAUGUCCAUCAAGAAAAGAGCCAAGAUCGUGGAGAGAUUCAACAGUCCAUCUAAUCCCGAGUUCAUCUUCAUGCUGAGCAGCAAAGCCGGCGGAUGUGGCCUGAAUCUGAUCGGCGCCAACCGCCUGGUGAUGUUUGACCCGGACUGGAACCCGGCCAACGACGAGCAAGCCAUGGCCCGGGUGUGGAGGGACGGCCAGAAGAAGACCUGCUACAUCUACAGGCUGCUCUCGACGGGGACCAUCGAGGAGAAGAUCCUGCAGAGACAGGCCCACAAGAAGGCCCUGAGCAGCUGCGUGGUGGACGAGGAGCAGGACGUGGAGCGCCACUUCUCCCUCGGGGAACUCCGGGAGCUCUUCACCCUCAACGAGGAGACCAGCAGUGACACCCACGACAAGUUUCGCUGCCGUCGCUGCGUGAACGGCACGCAGGUGCGGCCUCCACCGGAGGACUGUGAUUGCACCAGCAACCUCUCUCAGUGGAACCACUGCUACGACAAGAAGGGCCUGAGGGACGUGGUGCUCAAGUCCUCCUGGGACGCUGCCGUGUCCUUCGUCUUCCACCAGCGCUCCCACGAGGAGCAGAAGGGCGUGGUCUAGCAGCGGCUCCGCCACAUCCUGCUGUCCCACCAACUCUACUGUAUAUACCUGUAUUUAUUUGUUCUGCAUGCUUCCUUUAAUAAAAAAUACAUCA
Molecule: messenger RNA, 2536 nt
Organism: Cololabis saira (Pacific saury)
Lineage: Eukaryota; Metazoa; Chordata; Actinopteri; Beloniformes; Belonidae
Gene: rad54l
Product: RAD54 like
Exons: 18
Coding region: 238-2442 (734 amino acids)
Biological process (GO): reciprocal meiotic recombination; double-strand break repair via synthesis-dependent strand annealing
Cellular component (GO): nucleus
Molecular function (GO): DNA translocase activity; ATP-dependent chromatin remodeler activity; ATP binding
Source: RefSeq, a predicted model, not a curated record